Mollisia scopiformis is the source of this 1590-nucleotide messenger RNA. Its product is annotated as amino acid transporter. Gene Ontology annotation, cellular component: membrane. Gene Ontology annotation, molecular function: transmembrane transporter activity. Bases 1 to 1590 code for a protein of 529 amino acids. The record is from RefSeq and is a predicted model, not a curated record. Gene Ontology annotation, biological process: transmembrane transport. Lineage: Eukaryota; Fungi; Ascomycota; Leotiomycetes; Helotiales; Mollisiaceae. The transcript has 8 exons.
AUGGUCGAGAUCAAUGGCCCCGAUGGCCAGAGAAAGACGGUCAACCUAGCCGAGCUCAACGAAGCCGAUGCGCAACUCGCCGCACAGUUUGGAUACAACCCGGUCUUCAAAAGAGAAUUCGGCUAUCUAUCAACCUUUUCCUUCGCCGUCAGUAUCAGUGGUCUGUUCGCCACGAUUAUGACCACCUUCUCUUAUCCUCUGUACGCAGGAGGCUCGGCAGCAGCCGUGUGGUGCUGGUUGAUCUCCGGUGCGGGUUGCAUGUGCAUUGCUUGUUCAGUUGCCGAAUUGGUCUCUGCCUAUCCCACAUCCGGAGGCUUAUACUUCACAAUUUCCCGACUUGCACCGCAAGACUGGGUCCCGGCAUUGAGCUGGGUCACCGGCUGGAUCAAUCUCCUCGGCCAGAUUGCUGGAGUUGCCUCGUCUGAAUAUGGUGCUGCACAAAUGCUCCUCGCCGCUGUGUCCAUAGGAUCCGACUUCAACUAUGCAAUUACCACGAAUACUACCAUUGGCGUGAUGGCAGCUCUGACUGUCUUGACCGGACUUGUGAACUCAUUGUCCACCUACUGGAUGGAGAAGAUGACCAAAACCUAUGUCAUUUUCCAUGUGCUCGUCCUUGUUUCGUGCGCCAUUGCACUCCUGGCCAAAACUGAUAACAAACAUGACGCCAAAUAUGUCUUCACAGAUGUCAACUCCACCUCGGGAUGGACUCCUGUUGGGUUCAGCUUUUUGUUUGGAUUCUUGUCCGUCUCAUGGACAAUGACGGAUUACGAUGCAACUGCUCACAUUACCGAAGAAAUCUCCGAGCCCGAGGUCAAGGCACCAUGGGCAAUCUCAUUGGCAAUGCUCUUCACUUACCUUGCUGGAUUCCUCUUCAACAUCGUCUUGUGUUUCUGCAUGGGCGACCCGUCCGAUAUUCUUGCCAGUUCGCUUGACCAGCCAGUCGCCCAACUUUUCUACAACAGCCUCGGAAAGUCCGGUGGAAUCUUUUACACUGUGUGCGGUUUCCUCAUCAUCAAGUUUGUCUGCUUUACAGCUAUGCAAUCUCUAGGACGAACCGUUUUCGCCUUCUCUCGUGAUCGCUUAAUCCCAUUUUCCAACGUUUGGACCAAGAUUAACCCCUUGACUGGUACUCCUCUCUACGCCGUGUGGAUUUCCGUCUUCUGGUGUAUUGCCAUCAAUUUGAUCGGUCUCGGAUCAUAUGCGGCCAUUUCUGGUGUUUUCAACGUGUGUGCUAUUGCUCUGGAUUGGAGUUACUGCAUUCCCAUCUUCUGCAAGAUUGUUUUUGGGAAGUUUGAACGCGGUCCAUGGCACAUGGGAAAAUUCAGCGUCUUCGUCAAUAGUUGGGCGUGUCUCUGGACCUUUUUCGUCAGCAUCAUCUUCAUCCUGCCAACUGGUCGUCCCGUGACUGCUACUACUAUGAACUACGCCUCUGCAUUCCUUGUUCUCAUUCUGGGGGCUGCUGCCAUAUUCUGGUACAUCAGUGGACGAAAAUACUACACCGGUCCCAUCGUUGAGGCUCAGGCAGAAGAUGAGCGCUCCGAGAACGAGACCCCGACGAUGUCUGGCAAAGAAAAAGACGAUGUUGUCUAA